Molecule: messenger RNA, 3659 nt
Organism: Corylus avellana
Lineage: Eukaryota; Viridiplantae; Streptophyta; Magnoliopsida; Fagales; Betulaceae
Source: RefSeq, a predicted model, not a curated record
CCGAGAAAUUUGGUGGCCUAAGGUGUUAGCGCUUUGUAGUAAGCGGAGCCCUUUUCCCCUCUCCCCCUUCUGCUAUUUCACAUCGAUCCACAGUGAGAGAGAAACAGAGAGCUCGAUUCAGAGAGGCCGAGAAUCACAGAACGGGAGAGAAUCAGACGAGAGAGAGUGAGAGAUUCCGAAGCAAAGGUGCGGUUUGGGUCCAUACGGUGUUUUCGUUGUUUCCAAACAAAGGGUAACUCGUUUUGGUGUUGUAUAGCUGCCCACAUUUUGGCAGCAAACUAGCAGAUAUGCCUUGCUGAAUGGGCCUCGUGUUUCACCCUGCCCUAACGAUGGACUCGGAAAAUGAAUGUGAAGAUGACAACUUACGUACACAUAUUCGUGUUGGUGAUGAUCUGCCCUCUGAAAUUGUCCUUGAAAAUGAUGGAAAUGAAACUAUAAGGGAUGAGGACAACAAUAAUGGCAAGGGCAAGGGCAAGUCUGAGUGGAAGCUCGUAAGUGAAGACGAAAAUGUUGAGCAACCUCAGCGAGGUAUGACGUUUAGCUCCAUAGACGAACUUUUCUCAUAUUAUAGGCAGUUUGGUCGGAAAAGAGGUUUUGGGGUGAUAAUCAAAAAAAUUACUAAAGAAAAAAUCACUGGAAAAGAGACACGUGUCACCCUUGCAUGUGGGCGUCAAGGCAAGCCACAACCCACGACAAAUAAGCCAAAUCCCACAAUAAAAACGGAUUGCAAGGCGAAAUUGAAUGCAAAGUUGGUUGAAACAAAGUGGCAUGUGACUAGUGUAAUUGGUGACCACAAUCAUGAUUUAAGUCCAAACAAGGGAAGAUAUUAUAAAUGCAAUAGGAAUUUGAAUUCUAACGUGAGAAGAAAGAUUAUAGUAAAUGAUAUAUCUGGGAUUGGACUAAGUCAAAGUUUUAACUCUCUUGCUGUUGAAGCUGGGGGGUAUGAGAAUCUUCCUUUUAUAGAAAAAGAUUGCAGAAACUUUAUUAACAAGGAAAGACACAUUCGGCUUGGCCAAGGAGGUGCUAAAGCACUUCUAGACUAUUUGAAUAAGAUGCAAGCAACCGAUAGUGGUUUCUACUUUGCAGUUGAUUCUGAUGAUGAUUCUAGGUUGAAAAAUGUGUUUUGGAUUGAUGCAAGAAGUAGGGCAUCGUAUGAAAGUUUUGGGGAUGUCGUGACAUUUGACACGACAUACUUGACUAACAAAUACGGUAUGCCAUUUGCUCCGUUUGUGGGAGUGAACCACCAUGGAUGGCAAAGUCUACUAGAUAGUUAUGACCUUAAGGACCAUGAUUGGUUGCGCCGGUUAUAUAAUGAGCGGGCUUUUUGGGUACCGGCAUAUCUAAAAGGUGUGUUUUGGGCUGGUAUGAGAAGUACACAGCGGAGUGAAAGUAUGAAUGCCUUUUUCGAUGGCUAUGUGCGUCCGUCUACCACUUUGAAGCAAUUUGUUGACCAAUAUGAUCUUGCUUUGUGGAAGAAGGUUGAGAAUGAGAGUCUUGCAGAUUUCAAGUCUUUUAAUACUAAGCUUCCAUGUGUAACCUUCUAUCCUUUUGAGGAAAAAUUUGAAAAAGUUUACACCAUUACCAAAUUCAAAGAAGUUCAGCCUGAGAUAAUAAGCAGAAUUUAUUGUACUAUCUCCCUUUUGACUAAAGAGGGUGCAAUUUGCACCUACCAAGUGACUGAACAGGUAAAAGUUCAAAAUGAAGUAGUUGAAGAUGCAUACGUGAAAGUAGUACCAUAUGUUGUCUACUUCAAUGAAGAUGGAGAUGAAUUUGAAACACAUCUUUGCUCUAUUGUGUGCACAUACAUUACAUCUUUGCCCCCCAAAUAUUAUCUUGACCGUUGGAGGAAGGAUGUGAAGCGAAGAUAUACUUUAAUUAAAUGUAGUUUUGAUGCUUUGAGUGCUAACCCCGAAGUACAAAGAUAUGACAGCUUGUGCAAAGGUAUGCAUACAUUAGCAGAGGUCGCUGCAAGAAACGUAGAUCACUACACAAAAGUUUGGAUGCAUAUUGAUAUGUUGACCAAGGAAUUACGUGCUUCAAGUUGUGAACCCAAUCCACCUUCUCUUGCACUUCCAGGUGUAUCUUUAACAUGUAAUGAGUCCAUUGAUAAUGUUGAGUUGGCGGUAGAUGGUGAUGAGGUUCAUAGUCCUAUUGUAGCUAAAAAAAGAGGAAAGUUACCGCAUAAAAGGAAGAUGUCUGCGGUGGAAAAAGCGACAAUGAAGAAAUCACAAAGAAAAAACAAUGAGGCAUGUAACACUAAUCCCAUUCAGAGGAAACGAAAAAAUAAGACUUCCCAUGGAGAUGAUGUUUCGUAUUUAUUUGAAGCUCCUUGUGAUGUUUUGAAACUCAAGAGAGUGCAAGUACUCAGGAUAUGUGGCCACCUGAGCUAUUGGAACGGUAAUUGUAAUGGAAGGAAUGCAAGCUACAAUGCUUUUUUUGGGGCUAUUGCGCCGAUUAAUGCACGGGUUCAUGGUAUUAGCAGUGGCCUUGGGCUAUUGGUUCUACUUGUUGGUGGAUUGUGGCUCUAUAAAGUGGUAAAAAAAAGGAGGAUGAUUAAACAGAAGAACAUGUUUUUCAAACGAAAUGGUGGUUUAUUGUUACAACAACAAUUAUCUUCUCAGGAAGCAAAUGUUGAGAACGCCAAAUUGUUUAAUUCAAAAGAUUUAGAGAAGGCUACUGACCAUUUUAAUGUAAAUAGAAUACUUGGGCAAGGAGGACAAGGCACUGUCUACAAAGGCAUGUUAGUAGACGGAAGAAUCGUUGCAGUGAAAAAGUCCAAGGUAAUUGAUGAAGGACAACUCAAAGAAUUCAUUAAUGAAGUUGUCAUUCUUUCACAAAUUAACCAUAGGAAUGUGGUUAAGUUAAUUGGUUGUUGUUUGGAGACGGAAGUUCCUCUGCUAGUUUAUGAAUACGUUGCUAACGGAACUCUUUCCCAAUAUGUUAGUGGCCAAAAUGAGGAGUUUUCACUAACAUGGGAUAUGCGCUUACGAAUUGCAGCAGAAGUUGCUGGAGCUCUCUUCUACUUGCACUCAAUAGCUUCCAUGCCCAUUUACCAUCGGGACAUUAAGUCCACAAACAUACUCUUAGAUGAUAAAUAUAGAGCUAAAGUAGCUGACUUCGGAACUUCAAGGUCCAUCACCAUUGAUCAAACUCACUUAACCACACUAGUACAUGGCACUUUUGGAUACUUAGACCCUGAGUAUUUUCAGUCAAGUCAGUUUACAGAAAAGAGUGAUGUUUAUAGUUUCGGUGUUGUCAUUGCCGAGCUGUUAACUGGGGAAAAAGCGAUCUCUUCAACAAGGACACAAGAAUCCAAAAGUUUAGCAACAUAUUUCACUCAAUCGGUGGAGAAUAAUUUGUUUGAUAUUAUUGAUAGUCAAGUUUUGAAGGAAGGCAAGAAAGAAGAGAUCAUUGCGGUCGCGAACCUAGCGAAAAGGUGCCUAGACUUAAACGGGAAGAAACGACCUACAAUGAGAGAAGUUGCAAUGGAGUUGGAGGGAGUUCGAAUGUUGCAAAAAGCUCCUAAGCUUCAGCAAAAUUAUGAAGAGCAUGAAUAUGUCCAAGAAGGAAUGUACAAGCCAUGGGAUGUUUCUACCUCGUCAACAAUGUCAACUUUAUCUAUAGACACCCAACCAUUAGUAUCUUUUCAAACCGUGUGA